AGCACCGGCCGGGACGCUUCAUAUUUGCUCAGAGAGAGAGUGAGAGAGGGGAAGCUGCAGCAAUGGCGCCGAAGACACCGAGAGUGUGCAGAAACCCGGAGCUGGUCCGAGGGAUCGGCAAGUACUCGAGGUCAAAGAUGUACCACAAGAAGGGACUGUGGGCCAUCAAGGCCAAGCACGGCGGCCAGUUUCCCCGCCACGACCCUAAGCCGAAACCCGCCGCCGCCGGCGAGAAGCCGCCCAAGUUCUACCCGGCCGAUGACGUGAAGAAGCCGCUCAUUAACAAGCGCAAGCCCAAGCCUACCAAGCUCAGGGCUAGUAUUACACCGGGUACUGUGUUGAUUAUCCUUGCCGGGAGGUUCAAGGGCAAGAGGGUUGUGUUCUUGAAGCAGCUUCCUUCGGGAUUGCUUCUAAUCACUGGUCCUUUCAAAGUUAAUGGUGUUCCUCUCAGAAGGGUGAAUCAGUCCUAUGUGAUUGCAACUUCCACCAAGGUUGACAUCUCCGGGGUUAAUGUUGAGAAGUUUGAUGACAAGUAUUUCGGCAAGAAAGCUGAGAAGAAGAAGAAGAAGGGAGAGGGUGAAUUCUUCGAGGCAGAGAAAGAGGAAAAGAACGUCCUUCCCCAGGAGAAGAAGGAUGAUCAGAAAUCAGUGGACACUCCGUUGAUAACGUCCAUCGAAGGUGUCCCUGAUUUGAAGACCUACUUGGCUGCUAGAUUCUCUCUCAAGGCGGGCAUGAAACCCCACGAACUUGUGUUCUAGACACCAAAAGAUAGUGUUAGGAAUACUUUGCUUCGAAGGGUCGUGCUGAUCAUAUCUUGCGUCUGCACUUCUUAAUCUCACUGGGUAGUAUAAUUCUUGUUUUGCGAAACCCUCCGAGGGAUUUCAUUUUGCCUUUUGUUUCAUGCAUUUUUGGAGUAAUAUUGAUUGUUUUGGUACCAAUGAGAUAUUACAUGAGGUUGCUUCAAUUUUAUGAGCCACGGCAUCUGAUUUUA
Messenger RNA from Punica granatum (pomegranate), 991 nucleotides. The record is from RefSeq and is a predicted model, not a curated record. NCBI's taxonomy places the organism in Eukaryota, Viridiplantae, Streptophyta, Magnoliopsida, Myrtales, Lythraceae.